Rubroshorea leprosula is the source of this 752-nucleotide messenger RNA. NCBI's taxonomy places the organism in Eukaryota, Viridiplantae, Streptophyta, Magnoliopsida, Malvales, Dipterocarpaceae. The record is from the annotation of a GenBank genome assembly.
GUUUACGAAACCAUCCGCUACUCCGACUGCCGAAAAACUGCAGCCAAAUCCUUCCACUUUCGAAUUUGGUUUCCCUCACAACGAAACUAAGAUGUCACUCCUCCACCCUUCUGCGCCAAUUCCCUCCUUUCCCGCCACUUCGACUCUCAGCUUCCAUCCAAAAUCCAUAACACGCGCCACCACACGCCUCGCUUGUUUCCAGAAUAGCCUCAACUACAAGAGGAGGCCUCCGAUUCUGCUGCGCCGCCUUCUCCAAAUUGGUGUGACUUUCGGGAAAUGGUUCGGUGAUCGCUAUGUCGAUACUGUCAUGGAUCGCACCGACCAGAUGUUCGAGAUUAGAGCUGCGGAGCUUUGGAAAAUAUUGGUAGAACUUGGUCCGGCAUACAUUAAAAUUGCUCAAGCUGUUUCCUCUCGACCUGAUUUGAUACCACCAUCAUACUUGGAUGAGCUUUCGUUGUUGCAAGACCGAAUAACUCCAUUUUCAACUGAAGUUGCUUUGAAUACCAUCGAACAAGAGCUUGGAUUACCAAUAGAUGAGCUUUUCUCAGAGAUUUCACCAGAACCAAUUGCAGCAGCAUCCCUUGGUCAGGUCUAUCAAGCCAGGCUCCGCUGCAGUGGUCAAGUUAUUGCUGUCAACUAAAGGGGAUCAAAUCAUAAUAUGAUUGAUCCUAAUAUAAAAGGAAGAAAGAAAAGGAAUAUCAUGCCAUUAUGAAGAUUUAUCAAAUCAUGAGAAAUCAAUUUAUCAAUUGAUU